AUGUCGAAAUCUAAGCCAACAAGAGAUGCCGCCCGGAGCGCAGGCCCUUUGAAAUACAAUGUCGGCUGGAGACGAGUAGUUCGGAAUUUUAGUCCUUCCUGGUUUGCAGCGACGAUGGGCACAGGGAUAGUGGCCGUACUGAUGAACUCGGUGCCAUUCCACACACAAGUCCUCUAUUAUCUCUCUAUCGUUUUCUUCCUGCUCAACGUGGUGAUAUUUUCGUUGGCGUUAAUCACCUCCGUCCUCCGAUACACUCUGUAUCCUGAGAUUUGGCGAGUCAUGAUCCAAGACCCGACCAACUCACUCUUCUUGGCCACAGUUCCCAUGGGUUUCGCGACUCUCAUCGAGAUGUGGGUCUUCAUCUGUGUUCCGCGAUGGGGACCCUGGGCCACGUCCGUUGCAUGGGCAUUGUGGAUGGUAGACGUCGUUGCGGCGGCAUCGGUGACCCUUUCCUUAUCAUUCAUCUUAAUCUCUCAGCGGCACAUCACGUCGCUUGACCGCAUUACUGCUCUCCAACUGCUACCCAUUGCGGCAACCAUUGUUGCCGCCGGCGUGGGUGCCAAGAUCGCUUACAUCUUGCCAAAUGAGCAGCAUGCCAUGGGUACUUUGCUCGUGUCUUUCGUUCUUUGGGGCAUGGGCAUCCCUUUAGCAUUGGCGGUGUUGGUGAUCUACUAUCAACGACUAGCAGUUCACAAGCUUCCUCCGCGAGAGGCCAUCGUGAGCUGCUUUCUUCCUCUGGGGCCGCUUGGGUUUGGUGGCUUUGGCAUUAUUUACAUUGGGAAGGUGGCUCGGGAGCUCUUGCAGGGCUCUGACAUCUUAGACCCUAUUGCAGGGUCCAUGGCGUACGUCUUGGGGAUUUUCAUUUCAUUGCUCAUGUGGAGUUUUGGUUUGAUCUGGCUUGUAUUUGCAUUGGCAACGGUGCUAUACAGCUCUCCUUUCCCGUUUAAUAUGGGAUGGUGGGGAUUCACGUUCCCAUUGGGGGUUUAUGCGGCCAACACGAUGGAACUGGGAGUAGAACUGGACUUGAUGUUUUUCAAGAUUUUCGGAACGAUCUUGAGCACUGCAGUAUUGCUGCUAUGGGCCCUUGUUGCUUCCCGGACGGCAGUGGGUGCAUGGCGCGGCAAUUUGUUCUUUGCCCCAUGUCUUCAAAACUUGACUCUGAAAGAGGAAGAUGGAGAGACUGAUGGCGCUCAGCAUCGAGCAUGA
Penicillium brasilianum is the source of this 1206-nucleotide messenger RNA. The record is from the annotation of a GenBank genome assembly. Lineage: Eukaryota; Fungi; Ascomycota; Eurotiomycetes; Eurotiales; Aspergillaceae.